Messenger RNA from Leptidea sinapis, 1027 nucleotides. RefSeq lists its product as uncharacterized. The record is from RefSeq and is a predicted model, not a curated record. The transcript has 4 exons. The coding region runs from base 303 to 944 and encodes 213 amino acids. Lineage: Eukaryota; Metazoa; Arthropoda; Insecta; Lepidoptera; Pieridae.
AAAAGCAAUUUAGGUGAUAUAUAUCGUUGUAUCAAUCUUAACACCAGAAUAGUUUAGUGUGUAGCAACAAUAUUAAAAUGUGGAAACGAGGAUCUGACCUUUAUUUUUGUAUUUUUUGUGGAAAUAUCACAUAUGUUAUGUAAAUGUUGAAAUAAAUAAGGUUAUGUUUGGAUUCAAGACGAUAUUUUCACUUUCAGAUUCAAAACAUAAACUGCCGAGUAAACAACUUGUACAGUUUGAGGAGUGAAAAACUAUUAUUAUUAGUAAUUAAAAUUUAUUAGAUAAUAAUAAAAAUUAAAAUAAUGAUGAAAAUGAAGCUAGUCUGGAAAUCUGUGCUGUUAAUGUCAAUAUGGACUACUGCAUACUGUUCACCGUUUGAUGACGGUAAAUACAAACCGAAGGCAUAUGAUGAAUAUGACGAUGGCAAAUAUUACAGGCCACCAGAUGAAGGUAAAUACGUUCCUGGAGACGAAGGGAAAUAUACAUACAUUUAUACCCAGGGUGUAUUCCCAUACGAUGGUACUUAUAAGCAUUUGGGAAGAGGUGAUUCUAACGAAUACAUUGGGAUUCAAAUUUACGCGCCCAGAUAUCCAUUCAUUCAUCGAGUGAUCCAGUCAUUGGUGACCAAAUAUGUGUCACCUGACAUCUUUGUUGUGGAUGAGACGCAGGAUGUGAACUAUUUCGAUAGAUUUGGAGGGAACAAAGAAGUGGCAAUGAAGUGUAACUUAAUAGAUGCGACUACGAGAAAUACCACAGAUGAAGAAGUUAUAACACAAUACCCUCCAAAAGCCAAAGUAGAAGAAGGUGAGAAGCCAGGUAUACUUUACAGUUUCAAGGGCACGAAGGUAAUGAGCACAGAAAAGAAAUCGCAGAAGAAGUUGAAGUUGGAAUACGAAGUGUUUGUAAGAGUUGUAGAAGAAAACGAAGAAAAUAAAAAGCUUUAAUGUCUAGUUACUGAGUGCCAAUUUUUUGUUUGUGUUGUAAGAAGUUAAGUUAUAGUAAAAUAUUUUAAUUUUUUUUUGUGUUA